CAAUGCACGCAUGCAGAAUAAGCUCCAUCUUUCAAACAUUUGCCCACCCCCUUAUUCAAGCUUGGCCGAUGUCAAAGGUUUGGCCUUAGGGAUUGUACAUUACUUUCAAUAGAAAUAAUAAUAUUUGAUGCAUGUCUGGGCCAGACUGAAGACAGAAAACCGACAAACUGGCGAGGAGAACAAGCAGACCAAGAGACUGAAUACAAGCCAAAACCAGAAGCAGACCGUCUACCUCCACCUGCACCGGCCAUUAUCAACUUUAUGAUUGAGAUAAGCAGGAUAAACCCAAUCAUGAAGUGGCCGAUUGUUGCAAGUCUGGCCCUACUUCUAGUCGGCCAAGUUAGCGCUCAGGAAAUGCCCUACGAGGACCUGUUGGCCCAGCUCCAAGCAUGUCCAAAAGAGUGCCGCUGCUCCCCAAACGUCCCUAACGCUGUUUACUGUGACAACAAGAGUCUGAAAUACAUCCCCAUCAUCCCUCCCUACACCUGGUAUCUGUAUCUCCAGAACAACCUGAUCGAAGGACUCUCAUCCGAGGCUCUGAGCAACGCCACACAGCUGAGGUGGAUCAACCUCAGUCGCAACAAAAUCACAACCGUGGAGCCUGACGCUCUCAAGAAUUUACCCAACCUUGUACACCUCUACAUGGAGGACAAUCUGUUGAGUACCAUUCCAUCUCCUCUGCCCGGCAGCCUGGAACAGCUACGUCUUUCCCGGAACAAAAUCUCAAAGAUCCCACCCGGAGUCUUCUCGGGGAUGGACCAUCUCACCUUGCUGGAUCUGCAAAGCAACAAGCUGCAGGAUGACACGGUGACUGAGGUCAACCUGAAAGGUCUUAGCAACCUAAUCCAGAUUAAUUUAGCGAAGAAUCAGUUGAACAGCAUGCCCCUCGGCCUACCACCAACAACCAGCCAGAUCUUCCUGGAUAGCAAUAACAUUGAAAAGAUUCCUGCUGAGUACUUCAAGGGUCUUCCAAAGGUGUCAUCUCUCAGGCUUAAUCGUAAUAAGCUGGCUAAUGUGGGCAUCCCAAAAAAUGUCUUUAACCUUUCUAGCAUAUUGGAUCUACAGCUCUCUUACAACCAGCUCACUGAGAUGCCUGUCAUCUCCCCUGGCUUGGAGCACCUGCAUCUGGAUCACAACAGGAUCAAAAGUGUAAAUGGCUCUGACGUUUGUCCACCUGGUGCACUUGAAGACUACUACAAUGACAACGCCCCCCGUCUGCGCUACCUUCGCCUUGAUGGGAACGAAAUCAAGCCUCCCAUUCCACGAGAUCUGAUGAUGUGUUUCCGUCUCCUCAGGGCGGUUGUCAUAUAAAGGCGUGACACAGGACACCUGUGAGACACUUCUGUCCAUAACAUCUACCAGAACUUAAUGGGAAAAGAAAUAAUGGUGUUACAAAAAAUGGUCUUAAGAAAUUAAAUUCUGUUAGUUACCUGCUAAAGACACUAAUUUAAUGUAUUUUCAGCCGGGACCGUUUAUGGUAGUAAAUGCUAUUUCGGUGGUGGGCUAGCUAGCGGACUAGCAUAGACACCUGUUUUGGUAUACCUUCUUUUGGUAUGUCUUUUUAGCAGGCCCUGCUGAAAAAACAGGAUAGACCAGCAUAAUUCCCAUUCUGGUCCAUGCUGGUUUGGUGCUGGUUUAGCUGGUGGUCACCAGCACCAAAACACAACAUAUGCUUGUUUUGCUGGUAUGACCAGCAUGGAAUGCUGGUGCUGAUGCUGGUAUGCUGAUGACCACCAACUAAACCAACACCAAACCAGCAUGGUAAUUAUGCUGGUCUAUGCUGGUGGUCAGUAGCAAGCCAGCACCAAACCAGCAUGGGAAUUAUGCUGGUCUAUGCUGGGGGUCACUAGCAAUCCAGCACUAAAACACAACAUAAGCUGGUCUGCUGGUAUGCUGUUUUUUUCAGCGGGGGGCUAGAGAUUCAGACUGGUGUAUAUAAUGGUGGCUGUAUUGUAAAACCACAGUGCCUUCAUUUAUUUUAUACAUAUGAAAAACUAGCAAGUCUGCUACAUGGGAAACCAUAACUGUUAAAUGUUCUGUAUGUUCCAGCAAAUAUAUAACUAAUGUAAUUUCCCUAUCCUGUGUAGACAUUCAGCAAAUACAGCAUUACCCCUAAAACAGUUUUACAGUCAUCGCACACUUCUGGGAUGUGUUUGGACAGUAGAGAUGUGAUCUGAUUAUGGAAACAGAUUUUUAUGUAGUGAACUCAUAGUCACAACAGCAGCAAUAGAUUUCAAAUGUCAUACGUUGUUAAACAAUUGACUUCCAUUUUUAAGCACAGAUUAACUAUUGUUAUUCUUUUAGAGAGAAGCAGCAGUUUUGGGACUGAAAGAUUUGAUAUCAAGAUAAUGUGAAUGUUUAAUCGUACAUAUAUUUUGUAUUGACCACUGUAGACCUACUAGCAACGAACAAUCAUUUUAAGAUUUCUUUUUCUUUUUUAGGGGUUAAAUAUUGAAAUUUUCUUUUCAAACGCACAAAUAUGAUAACCUUUGUUUUUUAUUUUAUUCCGCAAUCUUCCUUGUGCAAACAGAUAUGCAACGAUUAAUGUCAGGAUGAAAUUCACUUCUGUUUGAUGUUUUUGAUUAAAACGUUUUUA
Paramisgurnus dabryanus is the source of this 2596-nucleotide messenger RNA. It is a transcript of the gene kera, whose product is annotated as keratocan. Gene Ontology annotation, molecular function: protein binding. The record is from RefSeq and is a predicted model, not a curated record. Lineage: Eukaryota; Metazoa; Chordata; Actinopteri; Cypriniformes; Cobitidae.